This is a messenger RNA of Carassius gibelio (silver crucian carp), 2113 nucleotides long. RefSeq names its product retinal homeobox gene 2 (gene rx2). Gene Ontology annotation, molecular function: DNA-binding transcription factor activity, RNA polymerase II-specific; RNA polymerase II cis-regulatory region sequence-specific DNA binding. Bases 343 to 1317 code for a protein of 324 amino acids. The transcript is spliced from 4 exons. NCBI's taxonomy places the organism in Eukaryota, Metazoa, Chordata, Actinopteri, Cypriniformes, Cyprinidae. The record is from RefSeq and is a predicted model, not a curated record. Gene Ontology annotation, biological process: positive regulation of transcription by RNA polymerase II.
CGGCUCUCAGCGCGUCAGGCCAGUUUUCAUGGCUUCAUCCUAAAGAUCAAGACCUACAUAUGCUGCAGGAAUGGGACGGCUUCGGAAUAUCCACUCACUUUUGGGAUCCUCAAAACAUUAGUUAAUGGCCAUUACACAGUCUGGAGCAGGUGCACUGUGGGUAAAAAGCUGCGGUGUGUCAUUUGCACCGAGUGGCGACAACACUGUGUGAUUCUGAUGAGCCGGAAAGUUGAAGAAAAAGAUCUUUGUAAGGGAAUCUCUGCCACAAACUGGAACCAGAUUCUCUUUUGGACAUAACUUGCACACAUUUCUCGGAGGAGACUUACCGUAAGGGCAGAUUGGAUGCAUUUGUCACCGGAUAUGAUGAACAUGGUGGACGAUGGCUGCCUCUCAACGGACAACUACCACGACCUCGGGAAAGGUUGUGGGUCAGGGAUGGGAGGCCGUGUCCACAGCAUCGACGUGAUUCUGGGCUUCAGUAAGGACCAGGAUCCUCUGCUCGACCCGGUGGGGCCUGUCGGCACACACAAAGUGGACGAAGAGGAGAAACAAGUGACAUCUGACCUCUACGGUCACCUGCAAAGUCUUCCGGAUAGUUCACAGCAGUCAGCGUUUCAUGAUACUGAACUUUUCUCCACGGAGAAGUGCGACGCAGAUUUGGGAGAUCCUCAGAGCAAUGUGGAGAGCGACAGCCGCUCCCCGGACCCUCCUGAGGAGGAUCAACCUAAAAAGAAACACAGACGCAACAGAACAACCUUCACCACCUAUCAGCUACACGAGCUGGAGCGCGCCUUUGAGAAGUCCCACUACCCGGAUGUCUACAGUCGAGAGGAGCUGGCGAUGAAAAUCAACCUCCCAGAAGUCCGCGUUCAGGUGUGGUUCCAGAAUCGACGUGCUAAAUGGCGGAGGCAAGAAAAAAUGGACACUGGGAGCAUGAAGCUCCAUGAUUCGUCCAUGCUGUCCUUCAACAGACUGACCAUGGCUCCCAACAUAGGGCCAAUGACCAAUUCUCUGCCUCUGGACCCUUGGUUGUCCUCGUCGCUCUCCAGUGCCACUCCUAUGCACAGCAUCACGGGCUUCAUGGGACCAGGCCAAAGUCUCCAGCCCACCUAUACGGGUCAUCCCGGCUUUCUGAACUCUUCUCCAGGCAUGGUGCAGGGAAUGCAACCCAUGCCACCACCUCCUUACCAGUGUCCCCCAGCAUUUAAUGACAAAUACCCUCUGGAAGACGUGGACCGCAGCUCUAGUAUCGCAGCUUUGAGGAUGAAGGCCAAGGAGCACAUUCAGUCCAUGGACAAAACCUGGCAACCCAUGUAACAGGAAAACGGGGAGCGGUAGAUUUUAUUUGGGACUCAUGGAUACAUUUUUAGAAGGGUAUCUUCACAGCACUACAUGCUUGGAUUUACAGCCGAGGAAUUGGUUUUGUUUUGGCACCAAACAGGGUUGACAAGUCUGCUGUUUUACAUUUAGAAUUGAACUACUUACAGUACACUUACUAGGUUUUUACUAGGUUUCUUACUAGGUGGGUUAAAGCUAUCUCUCAUCCACAAAAGGCGGUUUUGAUGGAGUGGACCCUCGACAAACUAUGGAAAAAAACAUGAAUUGUCUAUUUUUGGGCUAUUUUUUCGUCCAGAUCUGACAAACAAAGCACUAACAGUUUGUGAUCAUGGCAUCUACAGUAAGGUGUUUCUUACUUACUCCCCACAAAAUGUUGAACUCCUUAGGAUUCAGGAUCGUAGCCUGUGCCAAGCUUCUCUUCUCCUCCAGGUCGAAGACUCGCAUUUGAAGAGGCACAUUUGUAAUUUAACAGGACAGCGCAGCUCAGGACAACUGAUACCUCAAUGCCUGUUCAGAUUUUAAUUUCACGUUCUACCAUCUAGAAAUGAGAAAUCACUUGACUUUGAUUUAAAAGAAAAUGACUCUCUAUGGUCAAAUACUCUAGAAACAGAAUGUUUUUUAUUGAAUUGUUAUUUUACACGAGUAGCUGCCUCAUCAAGCUAUGGAGUGAAGUUGUUUCUAAAUCAUUAGCACAUAUUUCAAUCAUGCCACAAUCCUGUUCUUGCAAUUCGACGUGUUCAUAAGAUAAUUAAAAAUGAGUCUGAGGUUCAGCGUU